Fraxinus pennsylvanica is the source of this 2088-nucleotide messenger RNA. Lineage: Eukaryota; Viridiplantae; Streptophyta; Magnoliopsida; Lamiales; Oleaceae. The record is from the annotation of a GenBank genome assembly.
AUGAAAUCAACCAAAAUAGUGUUCCCAGUCGUUACUCACUCCAUUCAAGUGCUAGUUAUGUCAAUUCAGUGGACCGGAAAGAAGAUAUUACAACAAAAUCUAUUAGCCGAGUAUGAUCAACACGCGCCACCAUUGGAUGUGGGCAAGUCACCACCCCACUUAAUUUAUCUCUCAAACCCCAACAAUCCGAACCGUCCAUUCUCAUCCCAUAAUCGUAACGCCAAAAUCCUAGCCCUUAGAUUUCGGGUCCCCAUCCCUCUCAUGUACUUCCCUACCCUUCUCGGCCGCCUAUCUCCUCCAUUGUUAAAGAAACAGAAAGUUUCUUCAGCAGUCAGCUCUUUCUGCAAAGAUAGUUUGUGUAUAUGCCUGUGGUGGGUUUUUGGGACAAUGUUGGGUGGUGGAAAUGAAGGGUCCAAAGAAAAGAAGAAGUCGGCAGAGAGUAAAGUUUAUACGAGAAAAUCAUUCAAAGGGCUUAAGAAUAGUAAAAAUCUGUCAAGAGAACAACAGCCAAAAACUCAAGAAAUGGUUCUCCAGGGGUUGAAUAUGAUGAAAAGAUUAGGUAAUUCCAGUGUUGAUGCUGCCUCAGAUAAUUUUUCGGGUUUAAAUCAUGAUGGGUUGGUGGAGAAUGGCGAGAUUUUGAGGCCGGAGAAUAGGGUUACUAUAAAUUUGUCAAUGAAGUCGAAAAAGGAGGCGCGGGAGCUGAAGAGGAAGCUGGAGGGUGAGCGGAAUAUGGUUUGGAGUUUUAUAAAGAAGAUUGAGGCAAAUGAGAAGCAAAAGAAUGAUCAUGGGUUUGAUAAGAUUUCUGGGAAUAAGGUGCCUGUGGGACCGCCUCACAUAUUAAAACCGUUGAAUCAGUUGAGCGUGUCGGUAGUUGAGGAUAGUCAGGGUGGGAGUGAGAAUGUGGAGAAAGAGAAGAGGACUCCAAAGGCAAAUCAGUUUUACUGUAACUCCGAGUUUUUACUCACAAAGGAUAAGUUUCCUUCUGCAGAAAGUAACAAGAAACUGAAAUCAGAUGGGAAGAAGGGAGGGAGUGAAUUAGGUAAUAGUUUUGGACUGGGAAAGUUUUCAAAUCAAAUUUUGAAGAGUUGCAGUGCGCUGUUAGAGAGAUUGAUGAAGCACAAGCAUGGUUGGGUGUUUAACAAGCCAGUUGAUACAGUUGCUCUUGGUCUGCAUGACUACUUUGAGAUUAUUAAAAAUCCUAUGGACCUGGGUACUGUGAAAGCUAAGCUGAACCAGAAUGCAUACAAAUCUCCCAUAGAAUUUGCUGAGGAUGUGAGGCUCACAUUUCGGAAUGCCAUGACAUAUAAUCCAAAAGAGCAAGAUGUUUAUAUGAUGGCUGAGCAGCUGUCCAAGAUAUUUGAGAACAAAUGGGCGAGUAUAGAGGCUGAUUAUAUGCACAAGUUGAACCUUUCUGUAGAUGUUGAAGUGGGUUCCCCUACACCUACAUCUCGGAAGGCUCCUCCACAAUCACGACCAUUACCUGAUAUGAGAAGAGUUCUCGAUAGAUCAGAAUCGAUGACACAUCCUAUUGAUCCUCAACGAAGAUCUACCAAUCUUGUUCAAUCUGGCAGGAUUGCUACAACAAAGAAGCCAAAGGCUAAGGAUCCUAAUAAAAGAGAGAUGACGUUUGAGGAAAAGCAAAAACUUAGCAUAAAUUUGCAGAGUUUACCUUCUGAGAAGCUUGAAAAUGUUGUUCAGAUCAUUAAAAAGAAGAAUCCAGCUCUUUCACAAUGCGAUGAUGAGAUUGAAGUUGAUAUCGAUAUUGUUGAUACUGAAACUCUUUGGGAGCUUGAUAGGUUCAUAGCAAAUCAUAAGAAGAGUUUGAGCAAGAACAAAAGAAAAGCUGAAAUUGCUACUCAAUUAAAAGAUGGAGCUCAGCUGAAUCCCCAGGAAACAAUUCCAUCUCCAGUAGUUACAGAAAUUCCAAAUGAAUUUAUAGAAAAUAAAACAGAUGAAAAGAAUGUUUCCUCGCCUCUAGCUCAAGAUCUUCAUCAAGUGAUCCGGAUGGUGAAAGUACCUCAGGGUCUGGAUCUGUUGCUGGACAUUCUCCAAAUAAUUGAAUUGUUGAGAUCUCAAAAUUCACAAUGA